AUGUUCGAAAAGCUAUUCGGUGUUACGAAGAACACCUUCCUGGAGAAGAAUGUCGUUCGCGCUGGCGAGAACGACAAAUACUACGAAGACAAGUGCACGUUCUGUUGGGGUCCAUACGACGAAGAUCAUCGCGCUGUGCGCGUGCAGCCUUGCGAUCACGUAUUCGGAGACGUCUGCCUCGAAGACAUGAUCGACGCCCCGAAUGGAGACAAAUGUCCCAUCUGCCGAGCAGUAUGGUUUCAGCCUCCUACUCAAGUUUUCCUCUGGCGUAUCCUUCUGGACAACUUUGACGUUCCAGAGCCUUGGCGGUGA
Messenger RNA from Alternaria ethzedia, 312 nucleotides. RefSeq lists its product as uncharacterized. NCBI's taxonomy places the organism in Eukaryota, Fungi, Ascomycota, Dothideomycetes, Pleosporales, Pleosporaceae. The record is from RefSeq and is a predicted model, not a curated record. The coding region runs from base 1 to 312 and encodes 103 amino acids. The transcript is spliced from 3 exons.